GAAAUAAUGUCGACAUUGUAUAUUAUAGUAGUGUAUACUUGGAAAUCAGUAUUUAUACUUGAUAAACGGAGUUGUGUGAAAUGGACGGUCAUUUGCUUGCUAGCUUUACUACAGAAGACGUUUAUGAAACCGAUUUAGUUAAUAGUAACGGUGAUGAAGAUAACUAUUAUGAAUGGCAAGCCCCAUAAUGAAAUCCAAAGGCUGCCAGAUAACAUGACCAUUUGCGAUGACCCAUUACGUGGUCAAGCGGAUUAUUCCAAAUCCAAAUGUCUAAUGGCAGAAGGAGUUUUGUCUUCAAUCAAUUUUACAAGUGGACCAAAUGAAAGUAAAACUGUGGCCGUAAUAGGAAAAAAUGAAGACACUCGAAAGUGUAAGGAAUGUAGCACAGCUCGAGAAGAUGAGAGGGAGCCCGCUUAUUACUGUGCAAAGGAUAUGGUGAUUCAGAUUAGUACUACUUGUUCACUUCUACAGACAGGGUGGUAUUACGAAAAUUUCUCAAGUCAGGAGGCCAAAAGUUUAUUACGAAAGGAACCAGUGGGAACAUUUUUAAUAAGGGACAGUUCGGAUCCAAAAUACUUAUAUUCUCUUAGUGUCAAAACAUCCAGGGGGACCACGAGCGUUAGGAUUCUUUAUCACAAGGGACAAUUUCAAUUGGACAGUGACGAAAGGAUUAGUGCAAAAAUGCCUAAAUUUGACAGUGCGGUGCGUUUGGUGGAUUUUUAUGCGCGUUUGACCAGCAUGGGACGAAGUUAUGUAUGUCGUUGGUUAGAAAGCUCGGGAAGAAAGGAUUUACCAAUAGUAUUACAAAAACCUAAAUCUAACUGUGUGGUGGAUUUAAAACAACUGUGUCGUUUAUCAAUAAAUAGAAGUUUACCGAAAACUCUGAGUAGGUCAAAAGUGUUGAAUUAUGUGGAUAAAUUACCCGUUCCUAAGCCAAUCAAGAACUAUCUGAAGGAAUAUCCUUAUAUACAUUGACUUGUAUUGACUUAUUUCUUAAAAUAACCGGGUAAUACACAUGUUCGUGUACCAUGGCAGCUCCAAUGUUUUUCAUAUGCAUUGGUUACAUAUAAAACACUAACUACCUCGAUAUUUGUGUAGCAGUAUUUAUUUAAUUUAUUUAUUUGAUUUUUUUCAUUUAUGUUAUAAAUUCGGGUGCUAUUGACGCUUUUUUGUGUUGAUAAUCCAUACUUGUUGAAAUGAUAUAAUUAAACUAGAAACUUGAAAUAGACCA
Messenger RNA from Saccostrea cuccullata (small rock oyster), 1231 nucleotides. Its product is annotated as suppressor of cytokine signaling 2-like. The transcript has a single exon. The record is from RefSeq and is a predicted model, not a curated record. Gene Ontology annotation, biological process: phosphatidylinositol phosphate biosynthetic process; intracellular signal transduction. Gene Ontology annotation, cellular component: phosphatidylinositol 3-kinase complex. Gene Ontology annotation, molecular function: 1-phosphatidylinositol-3-kinase regulator activity. The coding region runs from base 154 to 975 and encodes 273 amino acids. NCBI's taxonomy places the organism in Eukaryota, Metazoa, Mollusca, Bivalvia, Ostreida, Ostreidae.